AUGGAGAAUACCAGGCUGAAAAACCAAGUGUCGCAACUAAAACACCAGCUCAAGGAUCUGGAAGAUUCACUGAGGGAGAAAUCCCAGAGGGACGACAGAGGGCAAAGGUCAGAGAAAUCAAACAGAGCAGAGAAGUCGUAUCGGUCAGAGAGAUCCCGCCGUUCAGAGAAAUCACAUUAUACAGAGAAGUCAGAGGGACGGGAGCUGGAGUAUUCCUCUGGCAGGCCAGGGCACAAGGGUCACAAGCGCCACCACGCUCACGACUCCCCGAAGGAAAGACGGGAACAUGGGAGGUACAAGGAGAACAAAAGGGCCAAGACGUCAAGGUUCCACCCCAUCAACAACCGUAGUCCUUUUUCCGACGACAUCCUGGCGGAUACUCUACCAAGAAGCUACAAACCCAUUUCUCUGGACUACGAUGGUACCAUUGACCCGGAGGUACACCUCAACCGGUUUGAGGGACUGGUUACUUUGCACAUGUACACUGAGGGCAUCAAGUGUCGGAUUUUUUCCACCACAUUGACUGGACCCGCCCAGCUAUGGUUUGGGAUGUUCGCCCCAAAUUCCAUUCGCUCGUUUGAGGAGUUACAAGUGCGUUUUCUGAGGCAGUUCGCAAGCUCGCGAAGGGUAGGGAAGUCAGCUCUUUCCCUAAUGGAUAUCAAACAGGACCAGAAUGAGACACUGCGGGAGUAUACGACUAGGUUCAAUCUCGCUGCUCUGGAGGUGCCAGAGGCAGAAUCCCAGAUCAAGAAUUGUGCCUACGUCAGAGGGCUAAAGCUGGAGCUCUUCUUCGAUAAGCUGCAAAUCAGAUCGGCCAGGGACUUCGACGACAUCAUGUCUAGACUACCGGGGUACUUACAGUUGGAGGAUGCCAGGAUGGCAAGGAAAGCGGAAAAUGACAAACACAAGGCUAAAAGAGCUGAGGAAGCACCAGAGAGGCAGCGACAUCAGGAUAGGGCCCCUUUCAGAGGAUUACCCCCGAGGGUACCUCCCACCCAAGCAGAGGGACCACACCGCCAACAGCGCACUGUGAAUAAAGUUACUCGGUUCGACGAGUACACCCCUUUGAACAAGCCACAGGAGGAGAUCUUCCAUCUGAUUAAGAAUCAACCGUUUUCAAGGCGCCGGGGAAUUACAGAGAUGGGCAACCCCAACAGGGACCCAACAACAAACUCUGCAAGUAUCACAAUGCCUAUGGGCAUUUCACCAAACACUGUGGGCAUCUGA
Messenger RNA from Salvia miltiorrhiza (redroot sage), 1227 nucleotides. RefSeq lists its product as uncharacterized. The transcript has a single exon. The coding region runs from base 1 to 1227 and encodes 408 amino acids. The record is from RefSeq and is a predicted model, not a curated record. NCBI's taxonomy places the organism in Eukaryota, Viridiplantae, Streptophyta, Magnoliopsida, Lamiales, Lamiaceae.